GUAGGAUCUCCGGACCAGAAGGGGUGCGCUUCUUGCGCGUGUGGGCCGGGGCCUGGCUCUCUCGGCGUUCUAGAGGUCGGACCUCAUGGCGGAGAUCAUUCAGGAGCGCAUAGAAGAUCGACUCCCCGAGUUGGAACAGCUGGAGCGCAUUGGGCUGUUCAGUCGUGCGGAGAUUAAGGCUAUCAUUAAGAAGGCUUCGGAUCUAGAGUACAGGAUACAACGAAGAGCUCUUUUCAAGGAAGACUUUAUCAAUUAUGUUCAAUAUGAAAUUAAUCUUUUGGAGCUGAUCCAGAGAAGAAGAGCUCGCAUUGGGUAUUCAUUUAAGAAGGAUGAGAUUGAGAAUUCUAUUGUACACCGGGUCCAGGGUGUCUUCCGACGUGCUUCAGCAAAGUGGAAAGAUGAUGUUCAACUUUGGCUAUCCUAUGUAGUCUUUUGUAAGAAGUGGGCUGCCAAAGCUCAACUUAGCAAGGUAUUCUCUGCCAUGUUGGCUAUUCAUUCGAACAAGCCAGCUUUGUGGAUCAUGGCCGCAAAGUGGGAAAUGGAAGAUCGCUUGUCCUCUGAAAGUGCAAGACAGCUGUUUCUUCGAGCCCUGCGCUUUCAUCCGGAGUGCCCAAAACUCUAUCAGGAAUACUUUAGGAUGGAGCUGAUGCAUGCUGAGAAAUUGAGGAAGGAAAAGCAAGAAUUUGAAAAAGCCAAAAUGGAUGUGGGGGCUCUUGAUUAUCCUGAAGAAAUCCUUAAGGGCGAGUUGGCACGGAUCAUCUACAAAAAUUCUCUUAGCAUCAUUAAAGGUGCAGAAUUUCACGUGUCACUGCUUUCAAUUGCACAGCUAUUCGACUUUGCCAAAGAUCUUCAAAAAGAAAUUUAUGAUGACCUUCAGGCUCUGCACACAGAUGACCCCCUCACUUGGGAUUAUGUGGCACGGCGAGAAUUAGAGAUCGAGUCGCAGCCAGGAGAAGAGCAGCCUACGACAAAACAAGCCAAAGCAGUGGAGGUGUGCCGGAAGGAGGAGAGGUGCUGUGCUGUAUAUGAAGAGGCAGUAAAGACUCUCCCUACAGAGGCCAUGUGGAAGUGUUACAUCAACUUUUGCUUGGAAAGGUUUGCUAAGAAGACCAACAGUCAGUUCCUCAGAGAGAAGAGGCUGGAAAGAACCAUGAUUGCAUUCAGGAAGGCGCAUGAACUCAAACUUCUACUGGAAUUCCAGUAUAAGCAGUGGAUUGAGUUGUUGCUGCACCAUGACUUCAUUAAGGAGGCUCUGGAGGUGGUAGUGGCCGGGACCGAAUUGUUUCGAGACUCUGUGACAAUGUGGCAGAUGAAGCUGCAGGUGCUGAUUGACUCCAAGAGCCCUGAUGUGGCCGCGCUUUUUGAAGAAGCCUUUGUGCACCUGAAACCCCAGGUUUGUCUGCCAUUGUGGAUUUCUUGGGCAGAGUGGAGUGAAGGUGCCCAAAGCCAAGAAGACACUGAAGCAGUCUUUAAGAAAGCUAUCUUAGCUGUCAGAGGUUCUGACUCAGUCACUCUGAAGAAUAAGUACCUGGAUUGGGCUUAUCGAAGUGCUGGCUACAAAAAGGCCAGAGCUGUGUUUAAAAGUUUACAGGAAAGCCGUCCAUUUUCAGUUGAUUUUUUCAGGAAAAUAAUCCAGUUUGAAAAGGAGCAAGAAUCCUGCAAGAUGGCGAACUUAAGAGAAUAUUAUGAGAGGGCUUUGAGAGAGUUUGGAUCUGUAGAUUCUGAUCUUUGGAUGGAUUACAUCAAAGAAGAAUUGAACCACCCCCUUGGUAAACCUGAGAACUGCGGACAGAUCUACUGGCGAGCCAUGAAAAUGUUGCAGGGAGAGUCAGCAGAGGUGUUUGUAGCUAAACAUGCCAUGCAUCAGGCCGGCCAUUUGUGAAAAGAGGAGGAGCACAGCCGGCUUGUCAGAUAGUAUUGUGAGCCCUCCAGGCAGAUUUGUAAUAAGAGUUCAUCUGCAGUUUGCUUAGAGCUGGCAGACAGGUGGCUGUCUGAUUUUGAGACAUGCUUUACUUUUGUUAAUGCGUUAAUCUUUAGUUCCAGAAAAGAAAAGAGAACUGCCGUUUAGUGGCCAGAGGCUGUUUGUUGAGGCUGGACCUACUGUAGGUCUUAAAUGUUUUCCAAAAUACAUGGAAAUCAUGCAACUGAGUUUCCUUUAUUACCUCUGGUAAAGCAUGAGUAUUUCUAAUCUAGGCCUAAUGGCCAGUUAAAAUGGAGGAGAAAGUAUAGUUAAGUGUGUUUAUUUGCUCCUUCUUAUAAAAAUAUACAUGGUAUACAUUUGUUGUAGAAGAAGAAC
Equus quagga is the source of this 2296-nucleotide messenger RNA. It is a transcript of the gene UTP6, whose product is annotated as UTP6 small subunit processome component. Gene Ontology annotation, cellular component: small-subunit processome; Pwp2p-containing subcomplex of 90S preribosome. The transcript is spliced from 19 exons. The coding region runs from base 86 to 1882 and encodes 598 amino acids. NCBI's taxonomy places the organism in Eukaryota, Metazoa, Chordata, Mammalia, Perissodactyla, Equidae. Gene Ontology annotation, molecular function: snoRNA binding; protein binding. Gene Ontology annotation, biological process: maturation of SSU-rRNA from tricistronic rRNA transcript (SSU-rRNA, 5.8S rRNA, LSU-rRNA). The record is from RefSeq and is a predicted model, not a curated record.